AUGAAAAAUAGGUCCACGGGUUUCUCAAAAAAAAAAAAAAAGGAAGGUGGAUGGAUUGCGUGGAGAAAGGAGAAGAAGAGAAACGGUGGUGGGUUAGGGUAUUUGUCCACCACCUCCCUCCUAAUAUAUAACAACACCAAACACAAACACAAACACAAACAAGCAAUACGCUCUCUGCUCUCUCUUUUUCAUUGUCGUCCGUUUGUUUGGCUUGCGUCGCUCCCUUUCUAUCCAAUCCUCUCUUCGCAAAGCAAAUUGCAAGCUAGGAGAUUAUUACUAGAUCCUGCAAUUCAUGAAGAGUUUACACGUUUAAAGAAUUUGGUUGAGGAAAAGGAGAAAGAGCUGAAGGAGAAACAGGAUACUAUUUCUGCACUCAGUUUCACUCCACAAAGCAGGAUGGGUAAGAUGCUGAUGGCUAAAUGCAGGACUAUGCAAGAGGAAAAUGAGGAGAUUGGAAAUCUAGCUUCCGAAGGAAAGAUGCAUGAGUUAGCAAUGCAACUUGCUUUGCAGAAAUCUCAAAAUGCAGAACUCAGAAGCCAAUUUGAAGGACUGCACAAACAUAUGGAGGGGCUUACGAAUGAUGUGGAAAGAUCAAAUGAAAUGGUGCUUAUCUUGCAAGAAAAGCUAGAACAAAAAGAUCAAGAGAUUGAAAGGCUGAAGAAUGAGGCGCAACAAAAGAGCGUAAUUGAGGAGGAAAUGGAGGAAAAAACUGAUUCGGCUCCUAUCCAGAAAGAGAGAGAUGAAGAGAUGAUUGAUGGGGAAACCAACAACUGAAUUAUUCAAUGCAAUUUUGUAGGAUUUAAUUAAUUUAUUCCCCUUCCAUUUGUGAUUUGUACAUUAAAUAUUAAUGUAAUUCUUUUUGGUGACAUUAAUGCUUUUCAUUUUUAAUCUGCACCACCACCAGGUUAGUGGAUGAGGUAACA
Messenger RNA from Quercus robur (English oak), 923 nucleotides. Its product is annotated as FKBP12-interacting protein of 37 kDa-like. Lineage: Eukaryota; Viridiplantae; Streptophyta; Magnoliopsida; Fagales; Fagaceae. Gene Ontology annotation, biological process: regulation of alternative mRNA splicing, via spliceosome. The transcript has 7 exons. The coding region runs from base 1 to 774 and encodes 257 amino acids. The record is from RefSeq and is a predicted model, not a curated record. Gene Ontology annotation, cellular component: nucleus.